Trichosurus vulpecula (common brushtail) is the source of this 5776-nucleotide messenger RNA. RefSeq names its product integrin subunit alpha 6 (gene ITGA6). NCBI's taxonomy places the organism in Eukaryota, Metazoa, Chordata, Mammalia, Diprotodontia, Phalangeridae. Bases 247 to 3474 code for a protein of 1075 amino acids. Gene Ontology annotation, molecular function: integrin binding. The transcript is spliced from 26 exons. Gene Ontology annotation, biological process: leukocyte migration; cell-matrix adhesion; cell adhesion mediated by integrin. The record is from RefSeq and is a predicted model, not a curated record. Gene Ontology annotation, cellular component: external side of plasma membrane; integrin complex.
ACUUGAUAAAACGCCUGCGAGUCUCCAGAGAACAACGGGCUCUUUCAGCUGUUCCAGAGCGGGCUACGAGGGGGAGAGGCUGGACAGGGAGUACUGCUAGCCCCGGGGGGUGGGGCAGGGGAGCUGAGCCGGGGAAGGAGAAGGUGGUAGUGGUGGCAGCAGCGCCAGCGGCAGGAGCAGCAGCAGCACCGGCGGGAGCAGCAGGUCCCUUUCUCCUUUCCCUUCCCCGCCCCGCCGUAAUUGCCGAUGGCGGCUGCCGGGCAGCCGGAGCUCCUCUUCUACCUGUCGGCGUGUCUGCUGCUCCAUCUCUGCUCCGCCUUUAACUUGGACACCCGGGAGGAAAACGUGAUCCGCAAGACCGGGGAGCCCGAGAGCCUCUUCGGAUUCUCCCUGGCUAUGCACUGGCAGCUGCAGCCGCAGGACAAGAGGCUGUUGUUGGUAGGGGCCCCUCGAGCCAAAGCUUUUCCGCUACAGAAAGCCAACCGGACAGGAGGCCUGUACAGCUGUGACAUCACAUCCCAGGAACCUUGCCAACGCAUUGAAUUUGAUAACGAUGCUGACCCUAGUUCCGAGAGUAAAGAAGACCAGUGGAUGGGUGUCACUGUCCAGAGUCAGGGACCAGGGGGAAAGGUGGUGACGUGUGCCCAUCGGUAUGAGAGAAGGCAGCAUGUUAACACCAAGCAGGAAUCGAGGGACAUAAUUGGGAGGUGCUAUGUGUUGAGUCAGUCUCUUACCAUUGAAGAUGACAUGGAUGGAGGAGAUUGGAGUUUUUGUGAUGGCCGUUUGAGAGGCCAUGAGAAAUUUGGCUCCUGUCAGCAAGGUGUAUCUGCAACUUUUACUAAAGAUUUCCAUUACAUUGUUUUUGGAGCCCCGGGCACUUAUAAUUGGAAAGGAAUUGUUCGUGCAGAGCAAAAGAAUAACACUUUUUUUGACAUGAAUAUCUUUGAAGAUGGGCCAUAUGAAGUUGGUGGUGAGACUGACCAUGAUGAGAGUCUAGUUCCUGUUCCGGCUAACAGUUAUUUAGGUUUUUCACUGGACUCAGGAAAAAGUAUUAUCUCUAAAGAUGAUAUCACUUUUGUGUCUGGUGCACCAAGAGCCAACCAUAGUGGAGCUGUGGUUCUCCUAAAGAGAGACAUGAAAUCUGCACAUCUUUUUACUGAGCAUAUGUUUGAAGGAGAAGGGCUGGCCUCUUCAUUUGGCUAUGAUGUGGCAGUAGUGGACCUCAACAAAGAUGGCUGGCAGGAUAUAGUUAUUGGAGCACCACAGUAUUUUGAUAGAGAUGGAGAAGUUGGAGGUGCUGUGUAUGUCUACAUUAAUCAACAAGGCAAAUGGAAUAAUGUCAAGCCAAUUCGUCUUAAUGGAACCAAAGAUUCUAUGUUUGGCAUUGCAGUGGAAAACAUCGGUGAUGUUAAUCAAGAUGGAUACCCAGAUAUUGCAGUUGGAGCACCUUAUGAUGAUUUCGGGAAGGUUUUUAUCUAUCAUGGCUCUCCAAGUGGAAUAAAUACGAAACCAACACAGGUUCUUGAGGGUAAAUCUCGAUACUUUGGCUACUCAAUUGCUGGAAAUAUGGACCUUGAUAAGAAUUCCUAUCCUGAUGUUGCUGUUGGUUCACUCUCAGAUUCAGUGUCAAUUUUCAGAUCUCGACCUGUGAUCAACAUCGUGAAAACAAUCACAGUAACACCAAACAGAAUUGAUCUGAGACAGAAAAUGGCCUGCGAUGCACCUAGUGGCAUAUGCCUGAAGGUCAAGGCCUGUUUUGAAUACACUGCCAAGCCCAGUAAUUACAAUCCUGCAAUAUCAAUUGUGGGCACCCUUGAAGCUGAAAGUCAGAGGAGGAAAUCCGGAUUAUCAUCAAGAGUUCAUUUUCCAAAUCAAGCUUCCGAACCUAAAUCUUCUCAUGCUUUGACUCUGAAAGGGCAGAAGCAAAAAAUGUGCAUGGAUAGAACACUUUGGCUGCAGGAGAACAUCAGAGAUAAACUACGUCCCAUUCCCAUAACAGCUUCAGUGGAAAUCCAAGAACCAAGUUCACGGAGGAGAGUGAAUUCACUUCCAGAACUUCUUCCAAUUCUGAAUUCAAAUGAACCCAAAACGGUGACCUCAGAGGUUCAGUUCCUAAAAGAGGGAUGCGGAAAUGACAACAUCUGUAACAGCAAUCUGAAAUUAGAGUACAGAUUUUGUACGCGAGAUGGCAACCAAGACAAAUUUUCUUAUUUGCCAAUUCACAAUGGCGUUCCAGAGCUUGUCCUCAAAGACCAGAAGGAUAUCGCUUUAGAAAUAACAGUGACAAAUAGCCCAUCUGAUCCCAGGAAUCCUGCAAAAGAUGGGGACGAUGCCCACGAAGCCAAACUCAUUGCAACUUUUCCUGACACCUUAACUUAUUCUGCCUACAGAGAGCUGAGGGCUUAUCCUGAAAAACAGUUGAGUUGUGCAGCCAAUGUAAAUGGUUCCCAAGUGGACUGUGAACUUGGAAAUCCCUUUAAGAGAAAUUCUAGUGUUACUUUUUAUUUGAUUUUAAGUACCACAGAAGUCACCUUCGAUACCACAGACCUGGACGUGAAUCUGAAGUUGGAAACAACAAGCAAUCAAGAUAAUUUGGCUUCAAUUACAGCUAAAGCUAAAGUGGUUAUUGAACUGCUUUUGUCGGUCUCUGGAGUUGCUAAACCUUCCCAGGUGUACUUUGGAGGUACUGUUGUUGGUGAGCGAGCUAUGAAAUCUGAAGAUGAGAUUGGAAACUUAAUAGAAUAUGAAUUCAGGGUAAUUAAUUUAGGCAAACCUCUUAAAAAUCUUGGCACAGCAUCUCUAAACAUUCAGUGGCCCAAAGAAAUUAGCAACGGCAAAUGGCUGCUUUAUUUGAUGAAAAUAGAAUCCAAAGGAUUGGAACAAAUAAACUGUGAGCCACAAGCUGAAAUUAACUCUCUGGGACUAAGGGAAUCUCCUCACAACUCAAGAAAGAAGCGAGAAAUAGCCGAGAAGCAGACAGAUGAUGGCAGAAAGUUUUCUUUAUUUGCAGAAAGAAAAUAUCAGACACUUAAUUGUAGCACAAAUGUUAACUGUGUGAACAUAAAAUGUCCCCUACACGGUUUGGACAGCAAGGCUUCUGUUAUAUUACGGUCAAGGCUGUGGAACGGUACAUUCCUAGAGGAAUAUUCCAAGCUGAACUACUUAGAUAUUCUUCUUCAGGCUUCCAUUAAUGUUACUGCCGCUGCAGAGAAUAUUAAGGUCCCAAAUGCAGGCACUCAAGUCCGUGUUACAGUAUUUCCUUCAAAGACAGUCGCGCAGUAUUCUGGAGUGCCUUGGUGGAUCAUCCUUGUGGCUAUCCUUGCUGGAAUUUUGAUGCUUGCUCUCUUAGUCUUUUUACUAUGGAAGUGUGGUUUCUUCAAGAGAAAUAAGAAAGAUCAUUAUGAUGCCACAUAUCACAAGGCUGAGAUCCAUGCUCAGCCAUCUGAUAAAGAGAGGCUUACUUCUGAUGCAUAGUAUUGAGCUACUUCUGUAAUUGUGUGGAUUCUUUAAGCGCUCCAGGUACGAUGACAGCGUUCCCCGAUACCAUGCUGUAAGAAUCCGGAAAGAGGAACGACAGAUCAAAGAUGAGAAAUAUAAUGAUGGCCUGGAAAAAAAACAGUGGAUCACAAAAUGGAAUGAAGAUGAAAGCUAUUCCUAGGGGGAAAAAACAGCACACUCUCCAGACUGUUCUCUUGCUUUCCAACUCAGAAAUUUAAAUGGAUUUUAAAAGUUCCUUCACUAACUGAGGAUUGGUUUCAGACUUACUACAGACAGUAUGGACCUACAGUUUUAAACUGUGGAUAUUGUUACAUAUCCCAAGGCUUUUAUUUUGCACAACUAAAUUUGAGACCGAUGGAACUGAUUUUUUUUAAACUACCUUAAUUUAAAUUUCCAGAUUACCUUUCAUUUUGGUGUGGCUGACCCAUUAUGAGAAAGGAUAUGUUGAGUUGUACCUCCUGUGAAAUCUUCCCAUUAGUAUAUUAGAAAGAAAGCCACCAUCAUCAGUCAUGCCGAUAUCUACUGGCACGUAGUAAGUUUCAUAAUUCUAGCAUUGCCUUUCCAAAUGUUUCUUCCACUAAAAUUGGAGAACUUUAAAUCGACAAUGGUUUAAACUAAAGUACUGUCUUGAAGUAAAUGUGCAAUAGAAGGUGAUGCUGCCAUCCCGCCAUCUUGUUUUUAACCUCAGAUUUGUGUGAAUACUGCUCACACCAAAAUACACAGGUUAUCAUCCUCUGACUAACACACACACACACACACACACACACACACACACACACAACAGGCUUGAAUACUAGUUAUAUUUUUUGUAUAUAUUUUAGCCCUGGUAUUUAUUUUUCUCAUAAAUUGUUUUGCCUUUCACUAACACAUAGGCCAAAGACUAUCCAAUUUACCUUUCUUUGAUUGGUUUAGGUGAUCACAGAGUUAGUACAUAGGUGGUUAGUGGUUUUGACCUAAAUCUUUCACUGCAAAAAGAAAAUAAUAACUCUUUAUAAAUAUACCAGAGAUAUUUUUUUAAUAACUUAAAACUUAACUUUAUAUUGUAGCAUCUUCCCCUCGUCUCUCUUCCCACUCUCAUUCUUCCUAAACUCCAUCUAGAUUUGGGUUUGGUUAAGAGAUAGGAUUUAACUCUAAGAUUAUUUUGUCCUUACUGAACAGUCAGAAUCCUUUUUUCUUUUUUUUUUUUUUGCCUUUUCUUUCUCUUUUCUUUUCUUUUUUUUUUUUUGGUUUGGAGGCAUUUUGUUUGCCCUCCAGCAACUAUUCUCAGAACAUCACACACAUGCUUUAAGAAAGCCUUGGAGGAAAUGGACUUGUUUGUCCCCAUUCCUCACUCCUCCAGAUGCUCUCUAUUAAUAGCACUUGGAAAAAGGCUAAGUGCCUAUGGAUCUGAACUGAUCCUAUUUGAGACUACUGAACGAUGCUCUAAUGUCAAAACAGUGAUUUUAUUUUUCAGACAUGAUAGUGUGACUUUUAAUUUUUUGGUUACUAUUAGAGCCAUCAAGAGAGUGCAUUUAUGUUUUUUCUCCAACCUAUGUUCCCUGAGUGACUUUGUGAUUAUUAAAAUAAGAACUUUACAAUGCCUUCAAAUUGCUUUUUGCAUCUGCUGACAUAAGGCAAUUGCUGUGUUACAUACAUUGAUUAUAUCUUGAAUAGAAACGGGCAUCAUAAAAAAGUUUAUUUUAACUAUCAUGUUCCAAAAUGUUAAGUUAUAUGGGGAGGGAAAGGAGGAAGGUGCUAAUGAGUUUGAAACUAGUAUAAGAAAUUUCCUAAAGUACAAAAUACUAUUAUGUGUACUUUCAUUGGUUUGGGCUAUUUUUUUCCUUUUCGGGAACUGUGCGCCCUUAAAAUUCUUACGCAUUUCGAAAGUCCUUAUUCAUAGAGACAUUUACACAAAUUGUAUUUUGUUUACAAUUUUAGUCUCAAAAAACAAGGUAGCAUCAGUGUUUAAAAAUUCAGUUUCUUGCCUGGAUAACUCAAGAUCCCAAUGUACUGGCUUUAUAAGCUGCUAAGAGGCUGCUUAUGUUGGCAGUGUUCGUAGACCUUUGUUUUAAAAAAUGAAUGUCCUGAAGUCGGUGUAGUUUUCAACAACACAAAAAGCAAGAAUGUUGUUGCAGUGUUAAAUUUAGAAUUGUUAAAAAUGUCAUCUCAAGUCAAGUCACUGGUCUGUUUGCAUUUGAUAAAUUUUUAUACUAACUAACGUUGUGAAAUCAUUCCUCGAUGAGAACGUACCUGUGGAUAUUUGUAUAAAAGUGUGAAAUAAAAUUUUUUUAUGAAAGUG